GUCAUAGCACAUGUCAUCUCAUAUCGUGCAUGUAUACCAUGUAUGUUCCUGCCAUGAUUCUGUGGAGUUUAGAACAGGGAAUGAGAACAACACAUGGCUUAUGCAACUCGCGACGCAUCUACACAGUCUUGGUGCAGGUUCAGAGGACUUACGCCAGCAAGCACAGCGAGAAAAAGCAAGCCAAGGCGUUUGUGGACUGGCGGCGUGUGAGCGUUGAAGGAGGGAGGGGGGGUAACGGCUGCUCCGCUUUCAUCCGUGAGUUCGCCCGGCCCUUUGGCGGGCCCGGAGGCGGGGACGGCGGGAACGGCGGGAACAUCGUCAUCAAAGCUGACAAGAGGGUGAAGUCCUUGGCUAAGGUGAAGAGUAUCUACAGGGGAGAGAGCGGUAAUCCGGGGCGCAAUAAUAGUUGUCACGGCAAGAACGCCUCCCAUACAGUCAUCCCAGUACCUGUGGGAACAUGUAUCAAGAAGGACGGCGAUGUUGUGAUAGAUCUGGAGAGAAACGGAGAGACAGUGGUUGUAGUACAUGGAGGACUAGGGGGUAAAGGCAACCAGUUCUUCUUAUCCAAUGAGGACAAAGCUCCUAUGUUGGCCACACCGGGUGAGCCUGGAGAGAAAUGUGUACUUGACCUGGAGCUGAGGACCAUCGCACAUGCAGGGCUGGUAGGGUUUCCUAACGCGGGGAAGUCUACGCUACUGCGAGCCAUCUCACGCGCUCAGCCAACCGUCGCAGCCUACCCCUUCACCACCCUCAAGCCCCACGUCGGGAUCAUCCAGUAUGAAGAUUUCGAGCAGGUAGCAGUCGCAGACAUCCCGGGGCUCGUACGCGGCGCUCACCUCAACAAGGGCCUCGGCCAUUCCUUUCUACGCCACAUCGAGCGCUGUCACUUUCUCCUGUUUGUUAUCGACCUGUCCGUCACGGAACCCUGGACACAGCUCGACCAUCUGAAACACGAGUUGGCGCUCUACCAGCCUGGUCUCUCUUCCCGCCCGCAUGCUGUAGUGGCAAAUAAGAUAGACCUACCCGGGACUUCAGAGAAACUUAGGUUAUUACAACAACACGUGGACACGCCGGUGAUGCCUAUUUCUGCAAAAGAAGGGCGGGGUGUCGGCAAGUUGAUAUGCAAAAUACGGGAGAUGUAUGAUGAGGAUAUGGCGGCACAGGUAGCACAUCAGAAAGGAGAAAAGGAGAACCAAUCUGGGACGAAGUUCCUCAAGUUGUGACAUUUACAUCUCUGUAUACAUCUCUCCACUAGAAAGAAUGACUUUUAAAACAAUUUUUAUUGUAAGACCACCCCCGUCCCCCUUCCCUGAUGUAAUAUUUCCAACAAGUUGCAAAGUAGUGUAGUAAUAUUUCCAACAAGUUGCAAAGUAGUGGCAAAUAAGAUAGACUUGCCUGGGACUUCAGAGAAACUUAGGUUAUUACAACAACACGUGGACACGCCGGUGAUGCCUAUUUCUGCAAAAGAAGGGCGGGAUGUCGGCAAGUUGAUAUGCAAAAUAUGGGAGAUGUAUGAUGAGGAUAUGGCGGCACAGGUAGCACAUCAGAAAGGAGAAAAGGAGAACCAAGAUGGGAAGAAGUUCCUCAAGUUGUGACAUUUAUAUUUCUGUAUACAUCUCUCCACUGGAAAGAAUGACUUUUAAAACAAUUUUUAUUCAUAUUCAGAGCAUAAACAUAUCACAAGUACAUGUAUAAUAUACACAAGGUGUGUAGUAAAAGAAACAAGGACAUGUGUAAACAAGACAAACUGAUACAUGAACAUAAAAUCAAGUAAAAACAAGAGUUCAGAGAUCUCAAAGACAUGUAUUGUAUUGUAAGGUUGCCUACACAGAACUUAAUGUUAAUGCAUUCCACUCUGCAUUACUUCUUGUCGGAACAUACAUAUUUUGAAAUCCUAAGUUGAUAUGAAGGCAUACAAAUGUAACUAAUCUGUAGUUCUUUCCAGUGCAGGUAUUAGCUACUUAGUUUGUCCACCAGUUUAUUAAUCAUUUUUAUACAGUAUGCAGUUUUUGAGUGACAUCUGCUACAGAUCAAUCUUACUUCAUGGGGGGGGGGGUCCUUACUACAUCUUUAAUGGUGAUAUACAUGUAUAUAGAUAGCAAAUUUUUGAAGUAGAAAAAAAGAAUAUAGAUAGCAAAUCUUUGAAGUACAUCUGGCCCGAUGAUCUGGGUAUAAUUUGAUGAUCUACAAGGUGUUAGUAAUGCACCAAUAUAAUAAUGUCAUUCAAUGACAAG
Branchiostoma belcheri (Belcher's lancelet) is the source of this 2234-nucleotide messenger RNA. Its product is annotated as mitochondrial ribosome-associated GTPase 2-like. Gene Ontology annotation, molecular function: GTPase activity; magnesium ion binding; GTP binding. The record is from RefSeq and is a predicted model, not a curated record. Lineage: Eukaryota; Metazoa; Chordata; Leptocardii; Amphioxiformes; Branchiostomatidae. Bases 30 to 1223 code for a protein of 397 amino acids. Gene Ontology annotation, cellular component: mitochondrion. The transcript has a single exon.